GAACAAAAAACAAAACAAAACAAAACAAAACAAAAAACAGACAUCCGGCUAUAAAUAAUAAUACACAGCAUUGGAUUACCGGUACCGCUUGAAAAGUCCGUAACAAAGUUAUAUAUAUAGCAUCACACGAGUCAUCGAUACUUGUAAAGAAUCUAGAUGCAUAUCUCUUAAUAUCCUGAAAGUAACUCGUGUAGGGUAGCUCCCAUUGUAAGCAGAUACAAUCAUAUUUCUAUUAAUAGUAGGAAUCUACUACUAAAAUGGCUAUAUUGAAAUUUGGAUCGCGACAAUGAUUGAUAGAUCGGUGAUAUAUUAACAUCAGGUGUAGGCCUAUUUGUACUUACCAUAUCAAGUGUGACUCGAAUCUUUGUAUCUAGAGAAAGGAUCAGGCUUGUAUUUAAAUAAAGGUCUACAGUUUAUUCAGGUACGACAUAACUCCCAAGGAACUUGGGUCAAGUCCCCAGUCUUGUAAACACAACACUUUUUGCGAGGCAUUUGGUCAUUUCAGUAUGGAUAGUCCUCUUCGGCCUACUUUAUAUAAGCACGUAUUUACAUUGGCGUUCAUUGGUUCUUACUUAACUGACUUUCAUACCAUUAGUGCACAAGAGUGCGGCUCACCUAUAACUUGCAAUGAACCUGGACGUGGAAACAUAGACUGUACAAAAUGUGUUCACGAAAUAGACUGCAUUAACAAGGAUCUAAGUAAGAUACCAAACUGUAACGGUGCAGGUAUUGAAUCUUUGGAUUUAAGGAAGAAUCAGAUCCAAGAUUUUGAGGAUGAUCUAAAACACUACAGUGAACUUAAAAAACUAUGUCUCGAGGAUAAUAAAAUAACCGAAAUUGAACCAGAAACAUUCGGUAGCUUGGGCUCCUUGAAAGAACUGCUGUUGCACCGUAAUCUCAUUGAGUCUAUUCAUGAAGACACAUUCAAAGAGGGACUAAGAGGGAUAGAAAUCAUAAAUUUAGCAUCAAAUAAACUGAAAUCGUUUGACGUUUCAACUUUCCAAAAUCUAAGCAGCCUCAAGAAGCUGUACCUUGGUAACAACUCGUUGUUGACUAUACCAAAUGAAUCAUUCGCCGGUACUACCAGUCUGACUACCCUGGAUUUAUCAAGAAAUUCACUUACGCAUAUUGGAGUUGAGCUAUUCGAAAACCUCCCAAAUUUGAAAACACUUAGAAUAGACCACAACCCAAACUUGAAAGCAUUUCCUGUAACAGUACUCGACUUUAUCUCCCUAGAUACACUUAUUCUUUCAGGAAAUACAUUCAAUUGUAAUUGUCAAUCUGACGUUAUUAAGUUGUCAAAUAUUUUCAAAAAUGCAAGUAGCACAUGGAAGCCUCCGAAAUGUGCUAACACAAUGGAUUUUACAGCGUUAGAAAGUGAAUGUAGGCCUACAAAUAUUUCAGUUACUGAAAGUCAAACACUGUCUAACAAACCUGAAAAAACAACGAAUCAUGAAAGAUCAACGAAACAAGAGUAUGAUACCACGAAUCAACUUGGAGUUACAAGGACGAAUGAAUCAUCUCACAAUGAAUCAUCUAACAUUAUGUAUGUGAUGGUGGAACCAGCCCUGGUGAUAGCACUGGCGAUAGCCCUGGUGAUACUCAUUGUUUUUUGUCUCGUUUUGUUUCUAGUCUGCUUAAUAAAAAAAAGGAAAACAUGCCCUCCACAAGAUCAACGAGAUGAUGUAGGCCAACGAACGGCGACUAAUAAUCCUGACAGGGAUAGAAUGCAAUAUGUUUCCACAAUUUCUUCAUCACUGUUGACAGAAUCACAGGAGCAAGACAGGUUGUUGUCUAGAAACUGUGGAUAUCAGAAUAGUACAAUCGUGGGAGACGAAGUGACUAAUAGGACCAGAAACCACCACCAAUACGACGUACCAUACAUACAUGUACAGGUAGAUUUAAAUGCUAAUCAAUGUUGUGUUGAUAACUAUAAAAGAACAACAAUGGUGAGAAAGGACCAGCCCUGUAUUAUAAAGGUCUACAGUUUAUUCAGGUACGACAUAUCUACCAAGGAACUUGACCAAAGUCCCCAGUCUUGUUUACACAACACUUUUUGCGAGCCAUUUGGUCAUUUCAGUAUGGAUAGUCCUCUUCGGCCUACUUUAUAUAAGCACGUACUUACAUUGGCGUUCAUUGGUUCUUACUUAAUUGACUUUCAUACCAUUAGUGCACAGGAGUGCUCACCUAUAACUUGCAAUGAACCUGGACGUGGAAACAUAAACUGUGCAAAAUGUGUUCACGAAAUAGACUGCAUUAACAAGGAUCUAAGUAAGAUACCAAACUGUAACGGUGCAGGUAUUGAAUCUUUGGAUUUAAGGAAGAAUCAGAUCCAAGAUUUUGAGGAUGAUCUAAAACACUACAAUGAACUUAAAAAGCUAUGUCUCGAGGAUAAUAAAAUAACCGAAAUUGAACCAGAAACAUUCGGUAGCUUGGACUCCUUGAAAGAACUGCUGUUGCACCGUAAUCUCAUUGAGUCUAUUCAUGAAGAAUCAUUCAAAGAGGGACUAAGAGGGAUAGAAAUCAUAAAUUUAGCAUCAAAUAAACUGAAAUCGUUUGACGUUUCAACUUUCCAAAAUCUAAGCAGCCUCAAGAAGCUGUACCUUGGUAACAACUCGUUGUUGACUAUACCAAAUGAAUCAUUCGCCGGUACUACCAGUCUGACUACCCUGGAUUUAUCAAGAAAUUCACUUACGCAUAUUGGAGUUGAGCUAUUCGAAAACCUCCCAAAUUUGAAAACACUUAGAAUAGACCACAACCCAAACUUGAAAGCAUUUCCUGUAACAGUACUCGACUUUAUAUCCCUAGAUAAACUUAUUCUUUCAGGAAAUACAUUCAAUUGUAAUUGUCAAUCUGACGUUAUUAAGUUGUCAAAUAUUUUCAAAAAUGCAAGUAGCACAUGGAAGCCUCCGAAAUGUGCUAACACAAUGGAUUUUACAGCGUUAGAAAGUGAAUGUAGGCCUACAAAUAUUUCAGUUACUGAAAGUCAAACACUGUCUAACAAACCUGAAAAAACAACGAAUCAUUAUUAUGUGACGGCCCAUGCAGAUAUGACUUCAUCUUGGUAUAUGGUCAUUCUCAUAGUGAUCUAUAUUUGUAGGUUAAUGGUAAAAUCUGAAAAAAUAACGUGUUCCACACGCAGCGGCAUUGUUUAUUGUGUAGCAGCACCAGAGAACGAACUAGAUUGUGUAAAUAAGGACCUACGUAAAAUACCAAAAUGCAAUAAACAAGGAGUUAAAUUCUUGAAUCUAAGAAAGAACUAUAUUGAAACAUUUAGAGAUGACAUUUCAAGGUAUAAUGAUACGUUAAAGAGGUUGAGUCUAGAGAAUAAUGAACUAACGGGUAUACCGAGAUUAGGGCGCUUUCCGAAGCUGGAGGAAUUGGAAUUACAUAUUAACCAAAUAACUUCAGUUCAUGAAGGCGCAUUUCAAGAAAUGAAGCAAAUUGAAUGUAUCAAUUUAGGCUCCAAUCGAUUAGCUAAUAUCGAACCGUUAACGUUUCAAAAUCUUCAACGGCUUCGAGUUGUAAUUUUGGGUAACAACAGCUUGACAUCAUUACCCGCAAACAGCUUUGAAAACACAGACCUGAGAAAGUUGGAUUUAUCACGAAACAAGUUAUCAUACGUAAACCAAGAUACUUUCCAAGGCCUUAAACUACUAGAAUCGCUUGAUUUGCGUUUCAACAACCUCAAACAAUUUCCAGUUGAGACAUUCAUUAUUCUGAUAUCACUAGAACGAUUCAAUCUUUCAGAAAACCCAAUCGAUUGUAAUUGUCAGUCCGAAACUGCUGCAUUGUCGUCGUGGUUUUAUGUCAAGCAACAAUGGACACCUAGCACAUGUGACAACGGAGUGGACUUCGUUAAUCUUUUCAAAGAAUGCGAUGAUCGUGAGUUCAAGAGAAGUUCCAGAUCAUUUGGAAUUGUCCCGAUAGGUAUUUCGGUUACCGGUGCGAUAUUGAUUUUAAAUCUGAUAACUUGCUUAUGUUGCAAGUGCAAGAAACAGCGAAGAAUAAAACGUAUGUUUCCUUCUGAAAUGCGUAGGCUUCAACGCCACACGUGUUGCCAAGUUGAACCUUAUAGAAUGGAACUUACGGACAUCCCACACUGUUCUUUUCCACAUUUUAGAAUGUCCAGCGUUGUCCCGAGGGAUAAUAUACUGGCGCGUCGAAACGAACCGCUUUCAUCAAUCGAACCUGGGGUUUCUAGGGAAGCCUUACUAUCUUCGGUGGAUACCCUUGGCUAUCUACGUAUGUCGAGAUCAAACUCACGGCGGCAUGAGAUGUCGGUUCCAAUGCGGCGACGCAUUGGAAACACCUACUGCUCAUGUGGCCGUACUUUCUACAUUCCCACGCCAUGCCAACAUAGGCCCACUCCACACAGAAAUGAAAAUGAUUUUACAUAUGUAGACCAAUGUGUAUAUGUUCCAGAAAUUAGUUCUGAAAGUCGAUCAAUCCGAUCUAGUUCCGUUCUUCCUCAGAGGCAUGUCGUGGUCCGACUCAGCGGCGAUGAACAAUAUUACGAUGAAGGGAAUCAAUUUUUGGAGACUCGAAGUAGAGGCGAGCGGCAGCGUAGCACACAUUAUCACGGAACACGUAUUUCGCAUACGCCUAUUAUACGUCAUAUUUCCGGCAGACAAACGCGGACGGCCGAGGAGGUCUCAACUGACAGACUGAACCAAUAUGAAAAUGAAUGUGAUUUCUGGAGUGAAGAUGAUUCCAAUCCAGCAAUAAUUUAUCAAAACAUCCUUCAAACCCACACUUUUGAACAAAGUGAAUUCUCAAUAUAUAUGAAGUCUCUUAUACACAUCUAG
Anneissia japonica is the source of this 4808-nucleotide messenger RNA. RefSeq lists its product as uncharacterized. Gene Ontology annotation, molecular function: protein binding. Bases 507 to 4808 code for a protein of 1433 amino acids. The transcript is spliced from 4 exons. NCBI's taxonomy places the organism in Eukaryota, Metazoa, Echinodermata, Crinoidea, Comatulida, Comatulidae. The record is from RefSeq and is a predicted model, not a curated record.